GAGGAAUACGCACACAGAGGAAAAACAAAACGAAAAAGAAAAAGAGAAAAGAAAAUUCUCUUGUAAUGGAGAACGAAACGGCGCCGUCUAAGUGGGAGGGAAAGCACGUCGCUGGAGUUAACGGCGUCACGGCGGAGAAAAUCUGGACCGCCGUGUCGGACUUUUGCAACGUCGACAAGUGGUUCCCCAGACUGGACACGUGUCGCCGCGUCGAAGGUUCUGACGGUCAGGUGGGUCUGAUCCGCUACUGCGCGUCCACCGAGACCAAAUCCGACGGAUCAGGUGCGGCGGCGGUGACCAAAUGGGCUAAGGAGCGGCUCGUGAAGUUCGAUCCGAUCGGACGGUGUAUAAGCUACGAGAUCCUCGAGAACAACGUGGGGUUCGGAUCUUAUGCGGCGACGGUCAAAGUCAAUCCAACGGACGGAGGAGAUGAAGGUGUGGGGUGUGAGAUUGAGUGGUCGUUUGUAGCGGAUCCCGUCGAGGGUUGGAAGAAGGAAGACCUUGAUUCCUACGUGGAAUUUUCUCUAAAACAUAUGACCAAGAAAAUGGAAGAUUAUUUUCUCAGUGCGUAAAUAAAAUCCAAAAUUGUAUCAACUUUUAAGGUGCCAAAAAUAAUAAAUGUGUUAGUUAAUUUACUUUGUUUUUAUGUAUUCUGGUUUUGCUUUUUCAUGUAAAAUGAAUAAACAUAAGUGGGGUUUUAAAUU
Tarenaya hassleriana is the source of this 704-nucleotide messenger RNA. RefSeq names its product lachrymatory-factor synthase. Bases 66 to 572 code for a protein of 168 amino acids. The record is from RefSeq and is a predicted model, not a curated record. Lineage: Eukaryota; Viridiplantae; Streptophyta; Magnoliopsida; Brassicales; Cleomaceae. The transcript has a single exon.